Messenger RNA from Cataglyphis hispanica, 866 nucleotides. RefSeq names its product trafficking protein particle complex subunit 4 (gene Trs23). Gene Ontology annotation, biological process: endoplasmic reticulum to Golgi vesicle-mediated transport. The transcript has 2 exons. The record is from RefSeq and is a predicted model, not a curated record. The coding region runs from base 12 to 665 and encodes 217 amino acids. Lineage: Eukaryota; Metazoa; Arthropoda; Insecta; Hymenoptera; Formicidae. Gene Ontology annotation, cellular component: TRAPP complex.
UACACUUCAAAAUGGUGAUAUAUGGUGUUUACAUCGUGUCAAAAUCUGGCGGUUUAAUUUUUAAUCACGAUCACAAUGUUCCGAAAAUUGAAGUCGAAAAGUCUUUUAAUUUUCCACUCGAUAUUAAAUUAAAUUACGAAAAUAAAAAAGUAGUGGUGGUUUUUGGACAAAGAGACGGAAUAAAUGUGGGUCAUGCACUGACUGCUGUGAACGGAAUUGCAGUCACAGGACGUGAACUUGAAGAUGGACGAGAUGCAUUGGAAAUGUUGGAGCAGCCAGAAAACUUUCCUAUAACAUUGAAAUUUAGUCGGGCAAAAAUGACAACAAACGAGAAAAUAUUUCUAGCUUCAAUGUUCUAUCCGCUCUUUGCUAUAGCGAGCCAAUUAAGCCCAGAACCACGAAGUUCCGGGAUUGAGGUUCUCGAGGCAGAUACAUUUCGUUUAUAUUGCUUCCAGACAUUGACAGGCAUUAAGUUUAUGAUAGUAGCAGAACCAUCACAACCAGGCAUGGAAAUUUUGUUGAAAAGAGUAUACGACUUAUAUGCAGAUUAUGCACUAAAGAAUCCAUUUUAUGCAUUGGAAAUGCCCAUUCGAUGUGAACUAUUUGAAACUAAUCUACAAACAUUACUUGAAACAGUCGAAAAAUCUGGAAUAAGCAAUGUUUAAUGUAUGUAUGUUGAACAUAUACAAAAUUAUUAAUUAGACUUUAAGGUUAUUAAAUAAGAAUACAUAAUGUAGCAGCAUUUUCUUUUUUUUUUUUUUUAAUUUCCAUUAUAUAUAUACUGUUAUAUGCAAAGCUUGUUUUUAUCACAUAAUUAAAGCUUUAAUUAUUUGAUAAAACAAUAAAAACUAAUUUUUCCCUAUAUA